AUGCCAUUCAGAAACUCACUUGCAGCCAUCGGCGAAAAAGUUGACUCACCCAGUGCCGACUCUGAUAUUGACUCUACCAUCUCUCUUCCAACAACGGAAGGAUUUGAGGGAAGAGCCAGCUCCUCUCUCCAGGGGCGACGGACCCGGUCUUCCCACGUUCGCAGCAGUGAUCCUGAGGCAGUGCUGGCACUCACCGACGACGUCCUUGGGGUCGCCAGAGGUUUGUUUGCCCUGGUUGACGCCAAGUAUGCAGAGGAGGAGCUGCUGGAGGUCCAACCUGCGGGAGACGAAUUCGAGGUUGCCGACUGCCUCGAUGACGCGCGAUGUCUGAACGACGUUACCGCUGCGAAGAAGAAACUCAAUUAUUUCAAAGCUCGACUGAGAAUUGCUAAAGCACAGGCGGUCGUGGCUGAGAACCGGCUCAAGACGGCACAAGCUCAAGUUGCAUUUGCAGAGGAUCGCGUCAACCUCGCUAUCGACCAGCUUGAGUCUGCCCUCGGUAAAUAG
Messenger RNA from Cladophialophora carrionii CBS 160.54, 507 nucleotides. RefSeq lists its product as uncharacterized. NCBI's taxonomy places the organism in Eukaryota, Fungi, Ascomycota, Eurotiomycetes, Chaetothyriales, Herpotrichiellaceae. Bases 1 to 507 code for a protein of 168 amino acids. The transcript has a single exon. The record is from RefSeq and is a predicted model, not a curated record.